CAGAGAGCAGAGAUGAGGAGUUGUAAGGUGGAUAUUUUAAAUUAAAAAUGAGGCGACUGCAGAAGUUCAGAGCGCUGCUCGGUGUUUUCUGGUUUCUCCGGUUCGUUUCUCCCUCAGGCUCUGAGGGAAUCAUCCACUCCUCUUCUCCUUCUGCUGCUGCCCCAUCUUCCUCAUCUCCUCCUCCUCCUCCAGUGGCCCAGUCCUCCCAGUCCUCCCAGUCCUCCCAGUCCUCCCAGGAGUUUCUGUCCCAGUUUACCCAGAUGAAUUCUCCAAACAGCGGCGACCGUAAACACCGAGACGCCAGCGCCGUGCUGCCCUUCAUCGGCCUCACCAGCAGAGCUGAUCAGAGCCGCAGCUGCUGUAAAAACGGAGGAACUUGCAUCCUGGGCAGCUUCUGCGCCUGCCCUCCAUUCUUCACCGGGAGGAGUUGCGAGUACGACACCCGACUCAGACGAUGUGACGUUGUUCCUCACGGUGAGUGGGUCCAGAAAGGCUGCUCCUACUGCCGCUGUUUCUACGGCGACUUGCAUUGCUUCCCUCACGUUUUCCACGAAGACUGUGAUGACUCGGAUGAGGCGGUUCGUUGGGAUCAUUCGGCGGCGCUCAGGUUGACGCCUCUCAGCCGUUUCCUGUUUCUGCUGCUGCUACUUCCUGUGCUGCUCGUCUUCUGAUGUCACCGGAUUUUAUUCUCUGAUCGGCUCCAAACCGACAUGCGAAUAAUAAGAUUGAUGAAGCUGCAGUAUUUAUUUUAAUGAGAAAAAAAAAACCUCCUGAUGUGCUUUAAUGAAGCUGAUUGGACAGAGAAGUCCUUUCAAAAUAAAACCUGUUUGUCUGAAAGAUCUAAAUGUACGGAAGAAGAUUAGUACCACUACAAAAAAUCUGACCUUUUUUCCCCUUGGAGUUCUGAUCUUAAUCUCAAAAAUUUGAUUUAUUUUUUUGUCAGAUUUUACUUUUUCUUACAAUAUUCACUUUUUUUCCCUCAAAAUUGUAACAUUUUCCUCAAAUUUUGGCUUUUUUCUCUCAGAAUUCUGAAUUCAGUCUCAGAUUUCCAACUUUAAUCUCAGAAAUUUUUACUUUUUCUCAGAAUUUUUAAUUUUUUUUUCCAAAUUGUGACUUUUGUUCUCUGAAUCCUUUUUUUAACCUCAGAUUUUUAACUUUAAUCUCAGACUUUACUUUCAGAAAUGUGACGUUUUUUUGUUUUUUCUCUAAAUUGUUGCUUUUCCCUCAGAAUGUUGAUGUUUAUUUCUGACUGUUUUUUUCUUCAUGUUCAUCCGACAUUAAAGCCAAAACUCUGAAAACGGAUCAUAUUUUUUGUCCAGUGGGCCUAAUAUUCUUCCAUAAUAUUCUUCCAUAAUAUUCUUCCACAAUAUUCUUCCAUAUAAAUUAAAUGAAUAAGUUGUAUAUGAGAUUUUUAUGGAAAAUGUUUCAUUUGUCGUUUUAUUUUUUCUUUGUGAAAGAAAAACUUCCUGUGAUUGUUUGAAAUGAUCCGGUGUGACGUUUUGUCUUUAACUCUAACCUGGUUUGUUUAAUUAAACUUUAUUUAUGCUGCUGA
This is a messenger RNA of Gambusia affinis (western mosquitofish), 1552 nucleotides long. It is a transcript of the gene tdgf1, whose product is annotated as teratocarcinoma-derived growth factor 1. Lineage: Eukaryota; Metazoa; Chordata; Actinopteri; Cyprinodontiformes; Poeciliidae. The transcript has 7 exons. The coding region runs from base 48 to 671 and encodes 207 amino acids. The record is from RefSeq and is a predicted model, not a curated record.